AUGGCUGAGCAAAAGGCCCAGUGGAGGACACUGACGGUCCCCAUGACGAUUCAUGUGUCAGCCGAAGCCGACCUCAUCCACGAUGCACUGUUCCCGAUCCUGAAAUCUCAGCUGUCCGAGAUUAUGAGUGUGCCCACCCCCUUGGUGUACAACCAAGAUUUGGAGGCGAACUACACCUUGGUCAAGGAAUAUAUUCUGGAAAUGGAAUGGGGACGAGUGGAGGGCGCCCGCUUCCGGAGCAUGCUGACCCACCUGACAAAGAUCUUGAAGAAGUCGGACAGUGCCAGGCUCCCACGGGUGGACGUGCUGAAGCGCAUGUGGAGGCUCAAGGUUUCGGACAUGAGCAGUCCUUCGGAUGCUGCAGCUCCGGCCGACGACCAGGAUGAUCAUGAGGAGCCCGAUGAGUCCCUGCAGGAAGCCGACAAGCUUGCGGCAGUGCUGAAAGAUCUUCAUGAGGAUCCGGAGCCUGCCAAAGUCCCGGGCAGCCAAGCGGAUCGGGAACCAUUGAUACGGUGCAGAGAAGCUCCCCCCCCGGAUUUCAUGGAUGCAAGUGGUACCCACAAGCGCUAUGACCACAUCACGGCUGCACAAGAUGUUGUUCGUACUCGUAUCCGAGAGGCUGCUGCAGCUGCCGAAGAGGGCCGCAUCCAGAAAAGGAAGCGGACUGGUGGUCGGCGUGGUUUCAAGAUCACGAAUGGCGAGCAGGAUGCACCAGCCAAGGAGGAUCGUGAUGAUGAUGAUGAUGGUGUGGAGGCUCAUGAGCCUAAGCCCCCAGUGCAAAAGCGCAACACACGAUUGAACAAGCUGAUGAAGAAGGGUGGUGAGGCUGAUAAGGAUGCAGCCCCAAAGGCUAAGGCGAAGGCAUCCCCCAAGAAUUCCAAGGCAAGAGUCUCCCCAAAGAAGGCCCAGGCCAUCAGCAAGAGGCUCGAGAAGGCUCAGAUCAUUUUCGAGACCCUGAAGAAAGAAGAUCUCCCGGGCCUCCAGCUUCCCGAAGAGAUGAAGAAGCAGAGCUUUACUGUGUACAUGAGCGGGAAGAAGGAGAAGAAGGGCUCUUCCUCUACAAGUGGCAUCCAAGUCAUCUUGCGUGCAGAGUCAUUCUAUGUCAACCAGGUUUUGCAGGAGGUGCCAGGCUUCAUCACAAUGGAUGGAAAAGGUGUGGCAGCAGCUGAGAAGCCUUCACCUGGAACGAGGGCCAAUGGAGAGAUUCAUCUUGUCGACUACAUGACAGAGUAUCUGGACAGAGCUGGCAUCAAGCGAAGCAGGGACCUGGAAGCUGUGGAGAUGUUUUGUGGGGUUGCCAGCAUUGUCAAGGCUUUCAAAAAGCAAGGCUACGAUCGCGGAAGGGACGAGGUUCUCGAAGAUUUGGGAAAUACGCAAGGCUUUUUGCGGGCUUUGGCGUUGGUAUUACGGCUACAACCCGGCGGAUUACUAUUCGCUGGAUUGCCGUGCAAUACAUUCGGCUUCAUGAGCCAGUCCGUGCACUGUCGAUCCGCUACAUCCCCUUUCGGUGCCAAUGUUCCGUGCGUUGUGGUCGGAAACCUUCUGGCGAGUCGAACGUGUCUUCUGUUUUUGGUCGCACUGAUCAGGUCUGCUUGUUGGGCCCUCGAGAAUCCUUCGCAAUCCAAAGUUCCAUGGUUUCCGUAUUUGAAGCGGUUUAUGGGGCUGCCUCUCUUUACACAUGCGCAAGUGUUCUGGUGGUGGCCUCAUUUGUAUUAUUGCUACUGA
Symbiodinium sp. CCMP2592 is the source of this 1725-nucleotide messenger RNA. The record is from the annotation of a GenBank genome assembly. Lineage: Eukaryota; Dinophyceae; Suessiales; Symbiodiniaceae.